AUGACGCGCACAGACGAUACAUUUACAGAUGUACCUGGUACAGUCUACUUGAUAGACAGUAUUGCACUCACAUCGAUAUCAACAGCCUCACAUGCCUUUCAAGAUGCAGCCUUUGCUAGUCAGCAAGACAUUCUUCUUAUCCCGCAGCCGUCAAAUUCACUUGCUGAUCCAUUGGUGCGACUACGCCCUGAUUUCCUUGUGAUGUGGAGCUCACCAAUUGUGGCUAUUGCAUGCCUCGUAGUUGGAUUUUGGCUAAAACUUCGAAAAUAUAGGGGGUUCUCUUACUGCUAUUAUAUCUUUACCUUUGACGGUACUAUGUUCCCCAGGUACCGCUUCAAUGCUAUACCUGACCCAGAGGAAUCUCAGGCAAACAUCCACAAAAGUCCUCAGACAGAGAAGGAGAAUCCCAAGGAACUCCCAAUAUCCGAGAUCGCAAGUCAUUGUAUUAGUGAAGAUAUAUCACCUCGAAGCUAUAGGCAAAGAUCACUCUGA
Molecule: messenger RNA, 492 nt
Organism: Penicillium macrosclerotiorum
Lineage: Eukaryota; Fungi; Ascomycota; Eurotiomycetes; Eurotiales; Aspergillaceae
Product: putative MFS transporter
Exons: 3
Coding region: 1-492 (163 amino acids)
Source: RefSeq, a predicted model, not a curated record